Molecule: messenger RNA, 345 nt
Organism: Protopolystoma xenopodis
Lineage: Eukaryota; Metazoa; Platyhelminthes; Monogenea; Polystomatidea; Polystomatidae
Source: the annotation of a GenBank genome assembly
AUGCCCCCAAUUACUGUCGUUUGCUACAUUUGCGGUCGCGAGUUCGGGACUCAAUCCAUAGAUAUCCAUGAGCCUCAAUGCCUCAAAAAAUGGCAUAAUGAAAACGACCAGCUCCCUAAGUCGCGGAGGAGGCAACCUCCUGUAAAGCCCAUAAUCACAAUGAGCAGCAAAUCUCUUGAUCUCAAGGCGACUCCAGAUAACAUCGAAUACAGCCUUCAUAAUGAACUUGCCUCCAAGGCCGCUAUCGCUAAUCUAAUCCCGUGUCACAAAUGUAAUAGGAGAUUCAACCCAGAUCGUAUUGAUGUGCACGAGCGAGUGUGUAAAGGUGUACAUGAAACCACACAA